AUGGAGCACAUGUCCUCUCCGGUCAGAUUCCGCAGCAACAAAAAAGCUUUCUCAGAAAAGGAGGUGUCCAGUCUGUCCAUCGAGGACCAGGAGGACAUACAGUUCCCUUACGCCAUGAGGGAUCUGCCUCCCGUGUCCCAGUCCAGCGAGCACCACCAGCCCUCGGGUCACCGUGAGGCAGAAGGAACUGGGACAGCACCCAAUGGGAGACUCCCCAGCCUUCCCGAGACUCCCCCUCCUCCGUCCCGUCCACUCCCCUGCCACCCCGCUGGCUCUCCGAUAGUCCCUCCCAGAGCAAAUCAUGUAGGACUGGACCGAGAGUUUCCGCACAUGCAGCUGAGGAGGCAGCUUGCCUCUCAGGUGUCUCUAGACUCUCCACUCAGCCCAGCCUCGCGUCCACGUAGCCCCUGGGGACGCUUUGACCCCUAUGACUCUCCUGAGGAUCAGGACAAAGAGUAUGUAGGUUUCGCCACAUUGCCCAACCAGGUUCAUCGAAAGACAGUGAAGAAAGGUUUCACAUUCACGCUAAUGGUUGCAGGGGAAUCCGGCCUCGGCAAAUCCACACUAAUCAACAGUUUGUUCCUCACGGACCUCUACAAAGACAGAAAGGUUCCAAACGCAGAAGAACGGAUCAACCAAACAAUCGACAUCGUCAAACAUACCAUCAGCAUUGAGGAGAAAGGAAUCAAACUUAGGCUCUCCAUCAUCGACACACCGGGGUUCGGAGAUGCCGUCAAUAACGAAGAAUGCUUUAAGCACCUCGAAGACUACAUCGACCAGCAGUUUGAACAGUACUUCAGAGAUGAGAGCGGGUUGAACAGAAGGAACAUCCAGGACAACAGAGUCCACUGCUGCCUCUACUUCAUCUCUCCGUUCGGCCACGGUCUUCGACCUCUGGAUGUGGAGUGUAUGAAGGCCUUGCACGAGAAAGUCAACAUAAUUCCACUACUGGCCAAAGCUGACAGUCUGACACAUGCAGAGGUCUACAGGAAGAAGAUGAAGAUCAGAGAGGAGAUCAAGCAGUUUGGGAUAAACAUCUACCAGUUCCCUGAGUUUGAUUCAGACGAGGAAGAGGACUUUAAGACAGAGGAACAAAUCCUCAAGGACAGCAUCCCGUUUGCAGUCAUUGGGGGUAACGUACAGAUGGAGAAUAAAGGUCGCAAGUACAGGGCUCGUGUCUAUCCCUGGGGAGUGGUGGAAGUGGAGAACCCGGCUCACUCUGACUUCCUGCUGCUGAGGAACAUGUUGGUGAGAACACACAUGCAGGAUCUGAAGGACGUGACGCGCGAGAUUCACUAUGAAAACUACAGAGCUCAGUGCAUCCAGAACAUGACGCGCAUGGUGGUACAGGAGAGGAAACGCAGUUUACGUGAGAAGCAUCGAGAGAAGAGCGAGGCAGAUUUUCCACUGCCGCUGGCCAUCGCUGACUCAGAAAAGGAGAGACUCAUCUUUGAGAAAGACGAAGAGCUGAGGAGGAUGCAGGAGGUGCUGGAGAGGAUUCAGGAGCAGAUGCAGCAAAGCCAGAAAGGAGGCUGCUGAGUUUCCCAUGACUGAACAAUGAGAAGCACCCCGGGUCACAGACAAUCAAAAAGAGAUAGAAAUCAGCUGUGUUAAUAAUAGGCCUGUUUCUAAUUGUUGGUACCCAGAGGGCUUUACAAAAAGCAAGAUUAAUAGGUUGUUUAACCUGCUAGAUCACCACGGUAACGUAUCCUACACAGCUAACCUGCUCCAGAGGAGGUUCUGUUCAAAGUUAGGGAUGACUGAGGGAGUACAUUAUAUCUGCAAACCUGCUGAACUUUAUGUUAGUAAUCCCACUGAACAAAGCUUUCUGAACUGUUCGUGUCACUUUGCGUCUUACCUCCAUUCAUUCAGAU
Molecule: messenger RNA, 1874 nt
Organism: Stegastes partitus (bicolor damselfish)
Lineage: Eukaryota; Metazoa; Chordata; Actinopteri; Pomacentridae
Product: septin-5-like
Exons: 13
Coding region: 1-1539 (512 amino acids)
Molecular function (GO): GTP binding
Source: RefSeq, a predicted model, not a curated record